Messenger RNA from Megachile rotundata (alfalfa leafcutting bee), 1919 nucleotides. RefSeq lists its product as uncharacterized. The record is from RefSeq and is a predicted model, not a curated record. Lineage: Eukaryota; Metazoa; Arthropoda; Insecta; Hymenoptera; Megachilidae.
GUCAUACUAUCACACCUUUUCAAUGGUAUAAAAUUUAAUAUACAGGAUACAUCUUUAAAUUUCCGUUAAACGUCAUAUUAUAGAACUAAACUGAGUGAUUUCAUAGAGAUGUGUUCCUUAUUAUACUGUUAAAGUUCAAUGAAGAAAGGUGUAUUCGUGAAAAAGACCAUUUGAUAUUAGCGCCAUCUGGAAGUACAGUAUUUGAAUCGAAGCGGGUGGUUUAAAAUCUUCGCGAAAGAUGGCCAAAAAAGCAACGCCGGCAUCAUUACAAACUGAAAUUUCCAAUAAUGAAGAAUGGGAGAAACUUCUGCAACGAGCAGGUUUAAUAGUGGUCGAUGUAUAUUCAGAAUGGAGCGGGCCAUGCACGGGAAUGGUAAGCAUCUUAAAGAAAGUCAAGAUGGAAAUUGGAGGUGAUGCAUUAAGUUAUGCUACGGCAAAAUGCGAUUACAUCACGGAUUUAGAGCGCUUUCAAGGUAAAAGUGAACCAACAUGGAUGUUUAUACACAACGGUCGAAUGGUGAAUCUUAUGUUUGGUGCCCAAUGUCCACAGUUAUUAAAAAUGUUAACGACAGAGUUACAACGAAUACAAAAUGGCGAAGAGUUUGAGUUUUCUGUAAGCGUAUCAGAAAGAAGCCCCGAAGAAAUAAAACGUUUAAAAAUUGUUGAAGAAACUAAAAUAGCUAAGGAGGCAGAAAAAAGAGCACGAAAAGAAGCUGAGGCCAAAGCACGUUAUGAAGCUGAAAUGUUACAUUUAGUUACUACAUUGUGCAAAGAAACUUGUCUUCUACUUUAUCCGUGGGUGUUUAAAGACGAAGAAGGCCAUAAAAGAGAUAAGAAGUCGAGUCCGCCAUAUACUGAAUUAAUCGAAGAGAUAUUGCCAGGAAAUUAUUCUGUUGAACAAGAAAUUCGAAAACGAUUAACUGAAAAUACUCUUAAUACUAUAUUUAAUGAAUCUGACUACGUAUUAUCAUCAAAUGCAAAACAUUUGCUUCUAAAUGGUAAAUGCAUGUUUAUGCGAUUAAAAAUAGAUGAAACAAAAUCAGAAGUUGAUGUUCAUAAAUACUUGUUAAGUCUCUUAUUCGGUGUACCAGAAUUACCCAACGAGGAAGAAAUUCUCGAUGCCGAAUGUUAUGCUGGACGUCAUCGACCUGCCUAUGUAACAAGUGAAAAUGAAAACCAAUCGUUUCCAGUCGUAUGGACACCACCAAAUUGUAGAAAUAAAGCAAUUGUUUUUCGCACGAUUUUCACCACAUAUACUAACAAAAUGCAUCCUUACGAAGAUAAGACUGCAAAAGUACCUAUCGUAGUAUUUAAAUACGAUUACACUCGGAAGAACGAGCUGAAGCUAAUUUUGGAAGAAUUCGAAGAUGAGAUAAUCCAUUUUGGUAUUUUUAAAUCUGACAAACCACCAGAAUCAAAACUUAUAGCGACUAAUAUCCAAGAAUUCGAGACAAAUAUAAAAGAAAGAACAGGGUACGAAACAUUUGUAUGCGUUGUGAAGAAAGUAGGAUGCGAAGCAUUUUUAAGGUUUGCCGGUAUUGGGCCGUAUCAUGUAAGCGAAAAUCCUGAAAAAGGUAUAGAGGAAUCAGAAUUAUAUUUUCCGGAUAUAUCUACGUUAGAAGAAACACAAUCUGACGAUGAAGAAAAACCGGAAGAACUAAUCGAAAAUCCUGAGGAGAACAAGAGUGUAACAACAUAAAAUGCAAAUUUCAUUUUAGUGUAAUACGAUUAUGAUCAAAACUUUUAACCUUAUGCUUAAAUAAAAAUAUAAUAAGGAAGGAUUCUAUUACCUAUAAAUGAAGGAAUUAAUAACGUAUAAAGAUGUUGUGAAACCAACAUUUAUUUUCCAGAUCACUGUAACUUGCUAUAUAAAAGAAUGUGGAAAUAGACAAAAUGUCUAAAUCAUGCAAGUAAAUUGA